UUGUGCUGUGUGGCUCUACGGCGCUUCAGUUCAGAUGAGCUCACUCGGCCGACGCGCACAUCGCCGGAUUCCACCAAUCUGAGGACGGCGAGCGGCAGCCUGGUGCGCAGCGAUGAGUGGAGGCUUUUGUGCAAAGGCUGCGGACUUUCUGCUGCACAAAGUCAGAGGAUGCAGAGAGGAUCGUCCCCUCGUUGGAGAGACGCAUCGGAUUUAAGCUCGCCCGGAUGGAUGUGAACGUACUCUUGGAUCGCAGACUGGACUGGACUUCGGGCUGAAGGGAAAAAGGGCGACUUUCAAAACACUGUUAUUUUUCUUCGUUUUCUUCCCACCCUUUGUUGGGAAAUGCCAGGGUUCGGUCCAUCAUUUUCUGUCCAGAUGAAGCCGGGGUGCUCUUUAGGAAGGGCGCCAGAUCUCCAGCCUCUCAAAUCUGCAAGUUCAGUCUAAUAAUUUGUGACAUUGUCUGUCAGCCUUGGAAUAAUAAAUCGAUUCUCAAGAAAAAGGACGCGAUUUUCCUUCGGAAUAUUAACGCUCGGUUCCCCCGCAAUCCUUAUAAAUAUGCGGUUUGGUUGGAUUGGGUUGCUUUGUUCCAGCUUCAGGCUUUUUGUAGCUGGAGCUGCGCUGAUAGUGACUGAUUAUUGCUGUUGAUUUUGCUCCAUGCAAGACUCGGGGUGGAAACAUGUCUGGCCACUUCUUUGAGAGGAUCACUGCUAUCAGAGAUGGCAUUUUGGUCCAGCACUUCGGUUUUCACCUCUAAAGUGCCCCGGAAAAUCUUAUUCAUGUUCACCCUCUCCCUCUCUGUCACCUACUUGUUCUACAGCUUGAUGAGCUGCUACAACUCGCUGCAGUUCCCCCUGCAAGAGAACUACGCGUAUCAGGGCAGGCUGGUGACGGAGGAGACAACUUUGGUGACACUGAGGGAGAAACUUCACUCCGCUUCCCAGGGCUUCACGGAAAUCACCGGGGCGGCAGGACCCGCCGAGGAGAACCAUGCCGAGGCCGAGCAGAGGACCGUGGAGUGGAUUAGGACGCAGGCGUCUCCGACCAAAUCGGCGGCGGCGUAUCGCACCGGCGCGCCGGGGAGGGAGCGCCGUGAUUUCAGCACCACGGACAGCGACCUGCGGGUGAACUGCACCACGGAUUACGGAGAGAAGAAACUUCCCCAAGCCAUCAUCAUCGGGGUGAAGAAGGGGGGCACCAGAGCCCUGCUGGAGGCUCUCAGGGUGCACCCGGACGUCAGAGCCGUUGGAAACGAGCCACAUUUCUUUGACAGGAACUACGAGAAGGGGCUGGACUGGUACCGGGACCUGAUGCCUUCAACGCUGGACGGGCAGAUCACCAUGGAGAAGACGCCCAGCUACUUUGUGACCAGCCACGCCCCGAAGCGCAUCCACUCCAUGGCCCGGGACAUCAAGCUCAUCAUAGUGGUGCGCAACCCGGUCACCAGGGCCAUCUCGGACUACACGCAGACCCUGUCCAAGAAGCCCGAGAUCCCCACCUUCGAGGUGCUGGCCUUCAAGAACCGGACGCUGGGCCUCAUAGACGCCUCGUGGAGCGCGCUGCGCAUAGGGAUCUACGCGCUGCACCUGGAGAGCUGGAUGCAGUAUUUCCCGCUGUCCCAGAUGCACUUUGUGAGCGGCGAGCGGCUCAUAGUGGACCCCGCCGGCGAGAUGGGCAAAGUGCAGGACUUCCUGGGGCUCAAGCGCAUCGUCACGGACAAGCACUUCUACUUCAACAAGACCAAGGGGUUCCCGUGUCUGAAGAAGCCCGAGGACAGCAGCACGCCCCGCUGCCUGGGCAAGUCCAAAGGGAGGACUCACCCCAGAAUCGACCCGGACGUGAUCCGCCGGCUGCACAAGUUCUACAAGCCCUUUAACAUGAUGUUCUACCAAAUGACCGGCCAGAACUUUGAGUGGGAGCUGCAGGAGGACAGCGGACCUCGCGGCGCUCGGGACUAGCUUUGUCAAGAUUUUAAAAAAAAAACUGCAUUGUCUCGCUUCACGAGUGCUUCGGCACGCCAAUCAAUCACGGCCGUCUUUGCAGUGUCUGUAUCCGUUAGCAAGAGUUUACCGACAUGCUUUUUCCUCUCCCUUCAAUACUAAUGUUGUUGACGAUGGCAAAUCACUUAUUGUAAAUACUGAAACAUAAAAUAUAUUUAUAUUUGUGAAAAGGAGAAACGAUUUAUUCCUCUUUGUUUUUAAAGCACAGAGUGAAGGAAGUGAUGUUGACUGUGGCGAUGCAUGCGAUAAGUUAAGUGUCCUUACCUCCAUGAGCCCGAAGGCCAAACUCUGUCUGUUACCUUCUCACCAGCGCCGCAAAAAGGACCUUUCUGUUUCAGGUCUUCUCAGUUUUGGUCUGUUUCGGUCUUAGGUUUUACCAAAGUGUUCAGUGUUCUUUAUGCUCUGCACACAUAUCCGAUGAGAGAGCCGAUGAUUGGAUUGUUCCGCCGCAUCGCCGCAUAUCAGCGCACUGGCGGUGCCGCGCGAUUCGACCCGAUAAAUCCAUGCACUACACAUAGAGGGUUUUAGCUGCGGAUCAAAACUAUUCUGCAUCUUGACGACAACAACAACAACAACAAAAUUCCCAACCCAAAAUACCGAUGAACCCCCUGCAGGGCGCCCAAGCGCCGCCCCCUCGUCGCAGUGACGGCGGGCCGAGCGCUUCGUUAACAGACAUCUGCUGCGACGCCCUCUUCUGUCGUUAGAGAUUAAUGGCGUGUUAAAUAAACCCGCCGCCGUCGCCGGGCUGGAACAAGUUCAAUGUCAAUGACAGAAUCCGAAAAACAACAUACAUGCCCCCCCCCCGGCCCGUCGCUGUGUGUGCGCUUCGCUACGCCGCGAUGAUGUGGGGAUGGAAAUGUGCGGUCGUCGGGGGUUACCUUGUGAAAAAAAAAAAAAAAAAAACACAACAGGGCUCCGCUCUGAAAAACUUUGUUAUUUUUCCCCUCAAGUGAGAAAAUAACACUGACCCACCAUAUUUCUUCCCUUUGCAUCACCUGCAGUGCGUCUGUCUGUGCUCUCUGGACUUUUCAGAUCAAUUGAGACAAUCAAUACAGCCGAUGGAGUCAAUAAAUGCAGUCUGCUGCACAUCACUGGUUGCUACAGAUAUGAUGCAUCGCUCUGUUAAUCCUCCGUCUUCGUGGUUUUCAUGGUUUGGGGGGAGGAGGGGAGAGGGGGGGGGGAGAGGAGGCCUGCAGCAGCACCAGCAGCAACUCACACGGAGCGAUUGAUUCAAUCAGAGUGAGCACUACGCUGCCCCCCCCCACCCCACCUAUUGUAGAGCCGAGCUUGAACACCUUCCAUCUGGUCUUAACCGUCGCCAGAGUCUCCCACUUCGAGGCCUUUUCUUUUGCAGCC
Pungitius pungitius (ninespine stickleback) is the source of this 3353-nucleotide messenger RNA. It is a transcript of the gene hs3st4, whose product is annotated as heparan sulfate (glucosamine) 3-O-sulfotransferase 4. The transcript has 2 exons. Gene Ontology annotation, molecular function: [heparan sulfate]-glucosamine 3-sulfotransferase activity. The record is from RefSeq and is a predicted model, not a curated record. NCBI's taxonomy places the organism in Eukaryota, Metazoa, Chordata, Actinopteri, Perciformes, Gasterosteidae. The coding region runs from base 717 to 1955 and encodes 412 amino acids.